CUCACCGGUAGCCGUCGCUCAGCCUGUUCCAUUGAAUCCACUGCCUUGUGGGCUACUUUGUUCUCCUGGAACGCUUGAGGAAACUCCCCGUGUUGUACGUUUUCGGAACGUCAUCUCGUCUCGCACCGCUUCAGCCCAACCCAAAUCCACUAUGGCGCAAAUCAACUACCGCACCAUCAACGUCGAUGCCCUUGAUCCGGAGGCUGCCGUGAACUUCCCCCUCGACUCACUCCUCCCCGGCAACCUGCCCCCGCCGACAACGUCCAGCGGAGCCGCCAAUGUCGCGACACAAGUGCGUCAGAUGCUGCGGGGCGGUGACCCGGAGGGUGCCCUGCGACAUGUCCUCGACACCGCCCCGCUGGGCGGCGAUGAUCGCGCCAAGGAGGUCCAUCUUGCGGCUGUCAUUGAAGUGCUACAGGGGAUCCGGCAAGGGGAAAUGACCCGCAUACUGGAGGGGGUGUGUUCUGGCGACGGCGGAUCGGAGCGGGCAGACUGCUUGAUGAAGUAUCUCUACAAAGGUAUGGCUGCUCCCGCGCCCAGCAGCGGUGUCCAGUCCCCCCGCAAAUCGGUGUCUCCGCAAAGUACCGGUUUCUCGCAAAUCCAAGGCCGGAAUCUGGGUGAGGGUGGCGGCGGCCAGCAGAUGAGCGUCCUGCUGAGCUGGCAUGAGAAGCUGGUCGAGCUGACCGGGACUGGAUCGAUUGUGAGAGUCAUGACGGACCGAAGGACUGUCUGAGAGCUAGUUUGUACUUGCUGUACCAACGGUCGGCACCCACGCACACGCACACAAAAACAUCUUGGGCCAUAGACUGUGAUCAUAUAUCCUUAACUGAAGCGCAGAUGGGAGUGAGGUUACUACAAUCAAUACCAUGUAUACUCUGUUGUAGCAUG
Messenger RNA from Penicilliopsis zonata CBS 506.65, 888 nucleotides. RefSeq lists its product as hypothetical. Lineage: Eukaryota; Fungi; Ascomycota; Eurotiomycetes; Eurotiales; Aspergillaceae. The coding region runs from base 152 to 733 and encodes 193 amino acids. Gene Ontology annotation, cellular component: cytoplasm; Arp2/3 protein complex; actin cytoskeleton. The transcript is spliced from 3 exons. The record is from RefSeq and is a predicted model, not a curated record. Gene Ontology annotation, molecular function: actin filament binding. Gene Ontology annotation, biological process: Arp2/3 complex-mediated actin nucleation; regulation of actin filament polymerization.